This is a messenger RNA of Nothoprocta perdicaria, 2897 nucleotides long. RefSeq names its product heterogeneous nuclear ribonucleoprotein A/B (gene HNRNPAB). Gene Ontology annotation, molecular function: RNA binding. Lineage: Eukaryota; Metazoa; Chordata; Aves; Tinamiformes; Tinamidae. The record is from RefSeq and is a predicted model, not a curated record. Gene Ontology annotation, biological process: regulation of gene expression. Bases 22 to 657 code for a protein of 211 amino acids. Gene Ontology annotation, cellular component: nucleoplasm. The transcript is spliced from 5 exons.
UUUCCUUGAAAUUUCAGGAAAAUGUUUGUCGGUGGCCUCAGUUGGGAUACAAGCAAAAAAGACUUGAAGGAUUACUUCACCAAGUUUGGUGAGGUGACUGACUGUACGAUAAAGAUGGACCCUAACACAGGAAGAUCCAGAGGCUUUGGAUUUAUUCUUUUCAAAGAACCUGGAAGUGUUGAAAAGGUUCUGGAACAGAAAGAACACAGGCUAGAUGGACGAUUAAUUGACCCCAAGAAGGCCAUGGCAAUGAAAAAGGAUCCAGUGAAGAAAAUAUUUGUUGGCGGACUUAACCCAGAAGCCACAGAAGAGAAAAUCAGGGAAUACUUUGGAGAGUUUGGAGAGAUUGAAGCGAUUGAACUUCCCAUGGAUCCAAAGACCAACAAAAGGAGGGGUUUUGUGUUCAUCACUUUCAAGGAAGAGGAUCCAGUGAAGAAGAUCUUGGAGAAGAAAUUCCAUAACGUCAGUGGAAGCAAGUGUGAGAUUAAGGUAGCACAGCCAAAAGAAGUUUACCAGCAGCAACAGUUCAGUAGUGGUGGCGGAAGAGGUAGCUAUGGAGGAAGAGGCAGAGGUGGAAGAGGCGGUGGUCAAGGCAGUGCAAAUUAUGGGAAGACACCAAGACGUGGUGGCCAUCAGAAUAACUACAAGCCAUAUUGAUCAAACUUAUUCAGGUAUGCAGUGGCAUGGUCUCUUUUGGAAAAUGACUGCAUAGGUUUUGUAUACAAUGCUGUAGAUGGAUAUUUCAGUUCUGUACCAAAUUUAACUUUACAAUAAAUUUCUAUGGCCUGUUAAAUGUGCAUCUUACUUGGAAGAGCUCCCUGGAAAUGUUUUACAUGUUUAAUACUUACAGAUACUAGUUGUCUAGACAGUGUGGUGUGUAAAUUUCAGCCUUGCUGAAGAUAUUAAUUAAUGAUUUUAUUAAUAGGUUAAACUGAAACUGAUUUUGAGGGUCUGCUUAAAGCUGCAGCUCUGCAUCUAGGGACUGCCUCUUGGAGUUAACUAUGGACUCUGCAUUACUCCAGUUGUACAGAAUGAGAUGCAUCUUAGGGAACCAGUGUCACUUUCCACCUUUUUAUUUUGUAUUGUUUUUGUGUCAUACAUUUCCUGUAAUGGAAGUGUUAAUUUUACUGUACUUUUUGGUACCUUUUUGGAAUCUAAUGUAUUGUAAGGUAUUUUACAUGUGUUCUGAUUCACCAUGACAUGGAUAUUGAAGCUAUCCUAGCUUUUGAAAUAAAAAAGGCGUAAUCUAGUGUCUUGUGCCAUUCUUCAGCUUAUGUACUAGCAAAAUGCCAGCAUUUUUGUUCCCAGAAUUUAGUUUGCAGCAGUACCUAGAUGAAAAGCUGGGCUUAAAUGCUCUUAAAGGAGAGGGCUGUGUUGGUAGUUGUGCUCCCUUGCAGAUAAGGGGCAGCCAAACACUGUGGUUGCUGCUUGGAGGCUACAGAAUAGCACUCGGGUGGAAUUCCCCAGCUGCUGUGGUGGCUGUGCGGGAGUGAGGUUGGCUCCUGUCCGAGGCAAGUGCAGUGGCUCAGUGUAAUGGUAUUAGUCUCUGGUGCAGGGUUCUUGCAGGUGGAAGCAGAGGCUUUAUGUUUGGAGUCUAGACAGGAGGCAGCUAGGAAUGAGAAGUGUGUUAAGAGCUAGCUGCACUCAUGGUUUACUGUUUAAAAGUCUGAGGGAUUUAUGCAAGUUUCAUAUACUUGCCCUGAAAGACAGGUUAGGUAGGAAAUGAAAUUACCAAUGCAAAGUCUGAAUUUUGCAGCCUUUUUUUGUGUACCAGAAAAGGCUGAGGAACUUCCACUAAAGUUGUGGGAGGCAAAACAACAACGUUGCCUCUAAAGAUGUGUCUGCUCUCUCAAGAUAAGUGACCAGCUAGAAAUAGUCUCCUCUUCUGACUAGUUUCUUACUAUUUUUAGGAAAUAACUUACAUAAUUGGUUUAUCUUGCUGCAGAAUUCUCACCCAAAUGUAGCUUCAUAAAGUGCUGCUGCCCAAAGUAAACUUAGUUGCUGCAGUAAUCAGUUUGAUUCUAUUUCCCUGUUAAAGCUAAAAUAUUUUUUCUUGUAAUGAAUUCUCUUUGCAUGAACAGGAAACAUGGGUGGAAGUAAACUAAGUAACAAGGAAAACGGGUGUUAUUUGUGAGCUCUUCAACUUUAUACAAGUGAUGCAGCUAUUGCUGCAGGAAUUUAUAAUCUGCUGCUCCCUACUGGCUGUCCUUGAGCAAGACUUCUAACUAUAAAGUUAGAAAUCUGUAAGACUUGUUCAUACAUGCAAGAGUUCAUACUCUUGAGUCUAAGAUUUCAAAUCAGCUUCUGUCUGAGAGCUGACAUGACAGCUUUAUAGCUGGAAUAUGUAACCUAAUGUCCAGCCAUAAAGAAAAUGCAAAACUGCAGUUCCUUAAAACAAGUGAUUGCAGUACUUUUAAGUAUUUCUGUCUCCACACUUGAAGAAUGAAAAUAAAGAUAUUUAACUGUUGCAUCCUGUUACUUGGUUUCUUGUGAACUAAGAGGCAGCAGAAUCUUUUUCUAGAAGGCAGUUUGCCCUCUAAAGGGAAAUGUGCAUAAAAAUCUACCUGGACUGUAGUGGCAGCAGCAUUCCUGGCUAGUGUGUUAACAGCAGCUUGUUAGCUGGCUGUUAUAUUAGUUCUUUUUGGAAGUAGGUCCUCAGGUAAGGCUUCCUUACCAGGUGAUACAGCCCAAGGCAGAUGCUGAGGAUGCUAGCAUAUUGUUGCAGAGUUGGCUUUCUCCUUGUGUGAAAAGUCUGAUGCAAGAAGAUGUAAGUACCUGGUAAAGAGAGACUUGGACACAAGUGUUUCUCAUGGCUGUAGUAUGCUCUCAUUCACUAAACCUACUUGGAUAUUUCUUGAGGACAGAGUAUUUCUUAAGAACAGCCUUGAGAGCCUUCU